CUCUUCUCUUGCAGCAGACUCCGGCUGGCUAGUGGAUUGCAGACAGCAUGUGUAGGACUAAAAGCGCCUCUCCUCCUUAGCACCAGCAAUUUCUUUUCAUCUGGCUGCUCGAGUAGGUUUCCACUGGGCGUUUUCUUUUUUUUGGGGGUCCUUCUUCUCUGCCUCCACGGGCACAGAGGCCAUUCUUCUCACGGUCAGUCAGCAGUUGACCUUCUUUUGAAUUGUAAGUAACUGCUCUCCGGCAAAACACAAGACAACUGCAUCUCGGCAGAAGGAAGGGAAACAACUGCAGCGGCUGCACACCAUUCACCACACUCUCUGGAACGUCACGCAGCCCGUUUCCUCACAAUGGCGGACGGCAGACAGCCCGAGGAGAGCCUACCACAGUGGGCAGCACCGGGCUCCCAUGGCGACAGUGCGGCUCACCCCCAUGCACCAUCCGAAUUCAGGGAGCAGCUGCCCUCUGUGGCACACAAUGAGAAUGGCUACACUUCCUACCGGGGCUGCCCUACAGGAGGCGCUCAUGGACCCGACUCCUAUGCAGCGGCCAAAGAGAAUGGAUUCAAUGGAGAUAUUCCUUCAGAGGAUGUGGUAACAGCAGAGCAAGUGUCAGCAAGAAUAGUCCAGGAGGUGACGGCUGAGGCUGUAGCUGUGCUGAAGGGGGAGCAGGACAAGGACUUCCAGCACAAGGACACUGCAAAACGGCUACCCUCAGUUGAAGACUCCGCUAAUCUGCCUCCCUCUCCUCCCCCAUCUCCAGCUUCAGAGCAGAUUGGACCUUUGGAGGAAGUUAUAGGGGAUGAGGAGAAGGCAGGCCCUCUCCGACGCUUCAAAAAUUCACGGGAGAGGUGCAAGUUCCUAGCCCCUUCCAUCUCGGUGUCUGUGCCCGACGAUGAUCCAUACCACUCAGAUGACGAAUACUAUGAGCACCCAUUAUUCAGCUCCGAGUGGACUCACUCUUGCCCGCCCCCCCGUGGGGAAGCUUCCAUGUUUAGACAGAUUGAAGUAGAAGAGACUAUAGAGGUACCUUCAGCAGCAGACGAGCAAGAGGAGCCAGCAUCAGCAGCUCUUGUUCAGCAAGAGCAACGGAGGAGAGGGGAGGAGGCUGAGAAUGAGCCUAGCGCUGCUGUUGAGCACUUAAAGCAGGCAGAGCUAAUAAGGGAGGCACAGGCUCGGCCCGGCCCACGGGCAGAGGCAGCUAGUGACGAGUGUGUGCGAGCAGAGACGCCCAACGGGAGAAGCAGCGAGGCAGGGGAGGGUACAUCCCCUCAGGAAGACGUGAAGAUGGAUAUGCAGAGCCAACAUGGGGGAGGCACUGAGCAGACCUCUCCUGUGACCACAAAUCAAAAGGAUAUUGAAAAAAGUACGCCAGUGCAACCAAAACUGGAGGCUAAGCCCUCUGCAGGUCCUGAGAAGGAAAGCAGUGCGGAAGACUCUCAGAUUGCAGACGCCGCAGUUACUUCACUAAAAGAAGCCCCAUCAGUGAUCAGUUCUGCCACAGAUGAACCACAGGUGACUCCUCCCAGUGAAUACCCAGUAAGCAUUCAAGAGAAAGAUUAUGACGAGGGGGCAAAGAAAAUCAAAGAUACUGAGGGUGCACCUGCGCAAUCAUUUGUUGGUCUCAAGGACAAUUCCCAGACCAGAGAUAAGUCAUUCGCACCAAGUUCUAGUGAGUCUAACAAUCUCGAGCUACAAACAUCUGAAGUGUCGAGUGAGAAAAAGACACCUGAAAAGACUGAUGUAUUAGCCAUGGGGGAGUCGGACGUUUUGCAAGAAGGUCAACCAGGAGCACCUGAUCCAGCUCCAAAAGCUGAAGAUGCUCUACUUUCAUUCUCCAAACCAGCUGAUGAAGGUUUGUCUUUCAGCACUCAUGUGGACAAAAGCAAAGACAAACAAGAAGCCGAAUUGAGAUGCAAGGAAAUGUUGUCCGGAGAAGCAACCAUUCUAGACACAGCAGAAGUUUCCCAAGAAGAGGAGAGCAUACUAUGGACUUCUGAUCAAAAAAGGAAGUCAGCAGAACACAGCGAGGGAAUGGCUGAUCCCAAGUGUUUGACAUCCUCUACUGAGAAGGAAGAUAAAGAUUUAAUACAGCCUUCCCCGGCAUCAAGUAAAGAGGAUAUUAAAGAAGAUAGUCACGUUGAAAAGCUAAAGGAAUGUACAGAGGAAGCGAUGGAGGCUCCCUCGCCAAAGCUAGGGCCUGCCGAUAAAGAGUUAUCUGGAACUGACGUUCAUCAGUCACUCUAUGAGAAAAGUGAGCCAUUUUGCAGUUUAGACAUGCACCUAGAAACCUUUGAGAAAGACAAGUCAGGGAUGUCUGCAUAUUUUGAGACUUCUGCCAUGAAAGAAGAAGAAGAAGAUGACGAAGACGACUUAAAGGCAGAUACCAUUCAAGGAGAGGGGUAUUAUGAAUUAAGCCAUGCAAGACAGAGCUCAAGGCCACCUUGGGUUAACGAUGACCUUCCUGUCGAGUGUUCAGUGAUCCCAGAGCUGCAUCCAUCUAAGGACACCCUCUCAGAACAACAGCUCAGCUACAGCACAUUAAGCCACAGCCAGGAACUGGAACCAGAAGAGGAAAUGGCAGCGAUUCAAGAGGAGCUGACAGCUCUGCCAGUGAUCGACAAGAAGAAGGACGAUGGCCGUUUGACUGUUGGCAAGUUGUCUCUUGAGCAGCGUAGUUACUCACUCAACAUACCCAUAGCCUCACUAGAAUCUCUAAACCAAAGCGGAGGUCAUGGGCGACCAAAAACCUUUUCACCACUGGCCUCUGAUAUUCUGUCUUUCACUAGUGGGAGUUUAGAUGAACCGAGUGAGUACCUCCCAGUGACCACUCCGGCAGUCGAAAAGCAGCCGGUCUUCCCCCCUUUGAUUUUGGAAGACCAGUCAUCAAGCUUAACUGCAGCAGAAGCUGCUUCAGAGAUGCCCCCAAGUCCCCAGGCACCCGAGUCACCUGGGUCACCCUUGCAGAUGAAAGACUUUUAUAAAAACGGCACAGUAAUGGCGCCUGAUCUCCCAGAAAUGCUGGAUUUGGCAGGUACAAGGUCAAGGCUGACGUCUGAAAGCAUGGAUUCAGAGCUUGUGCGAAGAAAAUCGGUCCCAGCUGAUGUCCCAGCGCUUGUAGGAGAUACCUUGGCUCAGAUGGGCUUAAUAGACAUCAGUCAAAAGACAGCCAGAAGUGUGAGUCAGCUGGAAGAAAUUGGCUACUGUGUUUUCAAUGAGUAUACCGGCCCCAUGCCUUCACCUGCUGAUGUCCACAGUCCAAUGGAUUCACCCCCCCAGAUCUUUACUACCCCCGUUUUGGAAGAGGUUAGGCAAGACGCUGACAAAUGUCUCAAAGCGCAGGAUGAGACGGCCGUGAAGGAAGACCACAAACAAGUACCCAUUACUGAAGAAGACAGAGAAUUGUUACCUGGUCAGAUGGAAGAAAAACUGGAGACCAAAGUGGAAGAUGACUUGCAGGAAGCCCCUUGUGAUGUCAAGGGCAGGCAGCCUACAGCCGAAAGCGAAGGCAUGGGUGGCAGUGUUGAAAAAGAACAGGAAAAGGAACCUUUUGCGGUCAAGUCUGACUCUGAAGCCUCUCCCCAGGUGCAAACAUUCCCACAGGUGGAGGAGCAGGAAGUACCAAUUCCAGAAGUUGUAGAAAAAGACACUGCGCAGGAUGGCAUUUCACCAGCUGCUUCAGUACCUCCACUGACAAUGAAAACCGACUCAGAGGAGGAAGGAGCAAUGGGCAGGGAUGCAGAAAACAUCGAGGCACAGUUAGAUCCCGCCACUAAAGCAGAAACUGGCACAGAGGUCAUAUCGGAAGAACUAGAAGUAACUGGUGAUACAGCAGGAACCUCUGCUGAAGCCCAAGAAGUACAAGAAAUUAAGGAUAAAAUGAAAGAGAAGCCAGAUUUGGUGCAUCAAGAAGCGUAUGAAGAAGCAGAUGCUGAAGAUGCCUACCAACUUAUGGGCAUUCUCGGCUCAAAUAAGGACGAAGCUCAAGCCCCCUCAGUUAAAAAGUCAGUGUCAACUGAAAGAGAAGACAGUAAGGCAAAGGAGCCAAAACUAUCAACUGAAGAAAUACCUGCAGAGCAAGAGGCAGCUGAAAAAGAAUUGCCCAGAGUGUUGGAGCAGGAAGCAGAAGCUGCUCCAGUGGCCAUUAAUGCAGCCUUACAAAGUCAAGAAGCAGCAGAACAUCUUUUCAAGGAGAAAGACGAGCUGGUGGAUGAAAAAGACUCAAUAGAAGUUGGAGAGGAGCCUGAAGAAGUAAUCAAGGAAGCACAAGAACCUCUUCAUGUUGAUGAAAGCCUUGAGCCUCAGAAUCUGGAAACAAGGGGCAUUAUUGAAUCGGUCGUUACUGUAGAAGACGAUUUCAUUACCGUUGUCCAGACUAUUGAUGAAGGCAUUGAGUCUUGCCACAGUGUUCGGUUCUCUACACCAGCUGAGCCAGAGCAACUGCACGAGACUCCUGGAGAUAUGAAUGUUCAGCCAGAUGAGGAAGAGGAAGAGGAGGAAGAAGAAGAAGAUGAAGAAGAACAACAACAACAACAAUUACCCAUUAGAAGUCCCGAAGAAACCUCAGUGGUCCCUUCCACCCCAGAAAAGGAACAAGAGCAACUAACUGAAUGCAGGACAGAAACGUAUGAUGACUACAGAGAUGAGACUACCAUAGAUGAUUCCAUCUUGGAUACUGACAGUGCCUGGGUGGACACUCAAGAUGACGACAGGAGCAUCAUGACUGAAAAGAUCGAACCCAUUCCCAAAACGGAGAGCCCUGAAAUUAGGAGGCCCUCCGUGGAAAAGCACCCUAAGGACAAGGCAGUGAGUAGGGGGAAGGGCCGAGUGUCCACUCCUGAAAGGAAAGCAGCCAGGAAGGAGCCGAGUUCGGUCCCAAGGGAUGACACAAAGAAGAAAAAAGCAGUGUUUAAGAAGGCUGAACUUACUAAAAAAUCAGACACUCAGACCCGGUCUCCAUCUCGGAAAAUCAUUUUAAAACCAGCGGUCAGAUACCCUAGGCCAGCUCAGCACCACCCAUCGGCUAAGCGGAAACCGACAGCUGUGGCUCAUGUUGAAGGUCGGCAGCCCCUCAGUGUUGUACAGCAGCCCAAGGACAAGAUCACUAGUCUCUCCUCAACAUCACUAACAAAGAUUCCAAGCUCUAGAGUCUGUGCUGUGUCUCUGCUCCCUCCACGGCCCAGCUCAGCAUGUUCACUCACUAAACAGAGCGCUCUCCUUGACCAUGACCUUUACUCUGCUCGGCCAUCCUCAGCGGGGCCCAGGGACCGCCGCAUGCGUGAUGUUUUAUUGAAGGAUGGCACCACAAAGAGCCCAGAGAAACGGUCAUCUCUUCCAAGACCAUCCUCCAUUCUCACGACGCGACGUGGCCCACCAGCAGACCGCGAUGAGAGCUCCACUUCAAUGACCAGCUCAGGCUCCACUGCACCCAGACGUCCAACUUCAAUCCGGUCUGAAGGAAGGGCUGAGCAAAGGAUGAGUCGAACCCCUGGCAUGGCAGGGACAGAACACAUUCGCUCAAGGUCAGCGAGGAGUGGCACCUCGACACCAGUGACACCUGGCUCAACGGCAAUUACACCUGGCACUCCACCCAGCUAUUCUUGCCGUACCCCUGGAACUCCUGGCACACCAAGCUAUUCUCGUACCCCUCGCACACCAGGCACUCCUAAGUCUAUGAGUCUGGUGCCACAGGAGAAGAAGGUGGCUAUCAUUCGCACCCCACCAAAGUCACCAGCAACCCCACAGCAACUGCGUGUCAUCAAUCAGCCUCUGCCUGACCUAAAGAAUAUCAAAUCCAAGAUUGGCUCUAUAGACAACAUCAAAUACCAGCCAAAAGGAGGUCAGGUGCACAUUCAGACCAAGAAGAUUGACUUGAGUCAUGUGACAUCAAAGUGCGGCUCUCUGAGCAAUAUUCGCCAUAAACCAGGUGGAGGAAAUAUAAGAAUUGAAAGUGUGAAGCUUGACUUCAAAGACAAAGCUCAUGCAAAAGUGAGAUCUCUAGACAAUGCUCACCACACACCCGGAGGUGGACAUGUCCAGAUUGAGAGCCAUAAGCUUUCGUUCCGAGAAUCGGCCAAAGCUCGAGUUGAUCACGGAGCUGAGAUUGUCACCCAGUCCCCAGGAUUAUCGGGAGCCACUUCUCCUCACCGCCUCAGCAAUGUGUCAUCGUCAGGCAGCAUUAACCUACUGGAGUCCCCGCAGCUCGCCACCCUGGCAGAAGAUGUCACCGCCGCACUGGCCAAGCAGGGCUUGUGAGACUCGUGUGUCCAUCGCGCUCAUCCCUCUCUGUUCAGCUGUCCAGCGUCUCAUGAUUUCAAACAGCUCGAGUCAUUCCUUCAAGGCAUGGCAUGAAAGUUUCUGGGACCCUAACGGAAUUGGGAUAUUAUUUUUUUGGUAUUAGUACUCUAAUAUUAAAAGAGUAAAACAUUUAAAAAAAAAAAAAAA
Messenger RNA from Erpetoichthys calabaricus (reedfish), 6441 nucleotides. Its product is annotated as microtubule-associated protein 2-like. Gene Ontology annotation, molecular function: microtubule binding. Gene Ontology annotation, cellular component: neuron projection. The coding region runs from base 349 to 6252 and encodes 1967 amino acids. The transcript has 19 exons. Gene Ontology annotation, biological process: microtubule cytoskeleton organization; neuron projection development. NCBI's taxonomy places the organism in Eukaryota, Metazoa, Chordata, Cladistia, Polypteriformes, Polypteridae. The record is from RefSeq and is a predicted model, not a curated record.